AUGAUAGAAGAUUACGUGAGAAAGUGUCAGGUUACCAACGAGGAGCGACUGUGCCGAGGAGACGGCAGUGGCUUCGCUGGAACAAGGGACAUCAGAGCUGUCCUCAGUGAACCUGUGGCCCAUCGCCCAGGGAUAGCUGAGAGUCAGAUACAAGCAAGCAUGCCCCUGGGGAAAAAAGUGCGGCCAAAUUCUGCCGCAGGGAAGUUGGAAACGUCUGCCAUAAGCAGCAUUUUUCAUGACAUCAGAUCUGACACAGUCAAGCUUACAAUACCCAGAAUUAAAUCUUCACAAGCACUUGCAAAGACAUCAAUUCCAGGAACCAGGCGGGGCCUGACUCCCAUUGGGUGGUGUUCACAGGCUGAACAAGAGGAGCAUCCAGAGUGGUUAGAGUGGGAGCUAAUUAAACAGCAUAACAGAAGGCACUCUUUGGGACUUGUCCAGAAUGUGGCAACAAGCGACAAUAUUCGAAAGUUUGGGGACACACUAAAAAGCUUGAGAAAGGGCAAGAUUGAACAGCAAGUCUCCCUGGAACAUCUGAAGAGUAUCCAGGCUGCCUUUGAGGAGUUUGAAAAUGCUGGAAGGAAAUACUUGGACAUGGAGGCUUUCAAGAAAAUAAUGAAAAAAUGCCUGGGAUUCCAUGGAGUACAUGAUCAAAUCGGAGAACUCUUCAGAAAGAUUGAUUAUUCUGCAAGUGGUCAGAUUGAUUGGGAUGAAUUCUGCACCUACAUGCAACUGAAGUAUAAGGAGAUUGAAGAAUCCAACUCACGAUCAAAACAUAUCUCAUUUGCCCUUCCUGCGACGAUCAGAGAGUUUUCUCAUUCAGAGCAGAUCCUGCGUAUUUGCUACACUUCUGACGAUACCUUCAUCAUGAUGCGAGAGGAUGGAAAUAUUUCCUUCUGGUCAGCUGAGCUAAAGCUGAAACGGAGCAGGACACUCUUUGAGAGGCCCAUUGGCCGAAAACCUAAAUGGAUAACUGACUUCACCAUUAUGUCUCAAUACAACAAGUUCAUCCUGAGUACUGGAGAUCGGGAAAUUCAGAUUUAUGAGCUGUCUACCUUGGAGCCAUAUUGUCAGAUCACUGGUUUGGAAACUGGACCAUUACAGCUUGACUACUGCUCAACAGGUGAAGAUGACUGUAUGAUCCUGUACGGAGAUGAUCAGGGCUGUGUAAAUAUUUUGCUUCUUACAUCAGUAGGGGAGACAUUGAGAACAUGGAAGAAGUGGCCCAAGGUGGAUAACUUACCUACAAUCAGCAUAGAAAACUCUUUCCUGUCACCAAAUGUCACCUGCAUUCGAUGGAAGGUACAUGAAGACUGGGUUACACAGAUGAAAUAUUAUGAUGCAAUUGGGUCAAUUAUUUCUUCCUCAAAUCAUGAAGCUACAGCUUUGGUAAUAGGUUGCACUACUGGAACCACUAACUUGGAAAAACAGAUGAAAGAAUUGAAGGAAUGCUGGAAAGAGGGAAAAGGCACAAAGAGUCAUAGUGCUCCUGGCAUUCCUCAGAAAAGGCUUGAGUGUGAUCAGUCUGUAUUCCGUAUUCACAAAGGUGUAAAAACAUUUGACUUCUGUAAGAAGAACAAUCUGCUUGUAACGGGUGGAAUUGACAGGAUUGUGCGUAUGUGGAACCCCUAUGUUCCUGGGAAACCUACUGGCUUGUUGAGAGGCCAUUGUGCUCCAAUCUUCUCUCUGUACAUCUCCACUGAUGACAAUAAGCUGUUUUCUGUCUCCACUGACAACACAGUGAAGAUCUGGGAUAUUGAGGACCAAAGUUGCUUGUACACAGCCAAUUCAAAAGCCAGUCGAAUUAAAGGAGAUGUAUCUGCAUGUCACUAUGUCCCAGGUCUCAAAGGACUUUGCAUCGCUGCAGAAGGUGUUGCGCUGCUCCAUCUAAGGAUACAACCUCAGGCCAAACCAGACCACAUCUGUUCCCAUAAUGAGCCAGCUCUCUGCUGUAAAUAUAGUCAUGAGUUCCGGCAGGUUGUCACUUGUUCAGAAGGAUCUGUGGUCAAAGUCUGGGACCUUUAUACAGGAAAGCUUAUAUUUGAAUUUAGUGGAGCUCAUGGUGAUUCUGCUAUUUGCUGCAUGACGUUUGAUGAAAGUGGAAGGAGACUUAUUACAGGAGGAAGAGAUGGAUGUUUGAAGAUCUGGAAUCAUAAUAAUGGCCACUGUUUAAGAAUAUUAAGGAAAGAGGGCAGAUGUGAUGAAAUCUGUGACUGCAUCUAUGUGGAGAUGCAUAAAAAUAAAUAUGUGCUCGCUGUCGGAUGGGACAGAAGAAUAAGUAUAUACUGUGAUUCCUUUGGUGACCAUCAUCAUACACAGCCUCCUGAGCCACAUUGGCAGGAUGAUCUGAAACGAGGACACAAGGACGAUGUUUUAUGUAUAGCCCAAUGUCCUCCCACUCUGCUUGCCACCUCCAGCUAUGAUGGAGAAAUAAUAGUGUGGAACAUGAUCUCAGGACAUAUCUAUUGUCAUCUACAGAUUCCCCCAACAACAGCGUGCAGGGAUGGAGGAGCAGCAGAUAAGAGUGUAAAUAAAGUCAUAUUCUUGAAGACACGCGUACUGAAGGCUGAAUUAGGAGCUUCGCUUGUUGCUACUGGAUCCCAAGGUUCACUUGCAUUCUGGAAUCUGUUUCAUGGUGGACAACUGUUUAGUAUUUUUACUGCAUCCAAAGUGAAAUCUCAGAUAAGCAGCCUGGCUGUGUCGAAUGAUGACUGUUUGCUUUAUGCAGCAGAUUAUGUUGGAUAUAUUUAUGUGUAUGGUAUGAAGGAUUUUGCAGUUCAUGGACCAGAAGUAGAUCCACCAAAACUUACUAACUACUGGAGGGCUCAUAUCAGUGCUGUUACUUGCAUGGAGCUAAUAGAAGAACAGAAGGUGAUGGUGACCUCUUCUGUUGAGGGUACUGUCCGACUGUGGAGCAUGGAUGGGGAGUUUAUUGGUACAUUUGGGCAGCCAGAGCCCUGGGAAAUCCAUGCACCAGCAUCAUGGAAGCACCCAAUGGUUCCCUAUGAAAUUCUGAUUGACCCACUCAGCAUGCCCAUUCACCCAGUGCUGGAGGAAGAAAUGUCUUUCAUACAGCUCAGCAACUUUGAAAAAAAUGAAGAAACCAUAGACAAUACGGAAUCAAAGGAUCUUCAGCACAGAUCACCAAAGUCAAUCAUUUCUGAUGAUGCUGUUAAAGAAGAAAUAAGAAAGAAGACCUUCCAGAACAAUCUUGGUAAAAGACUUCGACAUGAAAGAUAUCAGAGCUUGAAUAAACCAGUAAACCAUGGAGGGCCUGUUGCUUACCAUACCCUGAAGUGUUUUGAAAUUGCUAAUGCCCCAAAUAAGUGUGAAAAGCCAGACUUAUCAGCAGCAGGCACAGAUCCAUAUGCCACCCUUUUCUUUCAAGAAAGUACCUGUAAGCCUGUGUCUGAGGAAUUGUGUUAGCUAUGUGAGUUUUUCUGCAUCUUGUUUGUUAUCAAAGCUAUAGUUGCUGUGUGCAAUUAUGAAGUGUUAGCUGUUCAAGAGAUGUGUACCCUAGACCCAGAUGACUGUUUAUUGGCUAUUCUGCAGUUUCCCCUCAUCUCCCUAAGCCUAUUCUGUUCUUAUUUCUCCUCCUCCCUUUUGCAAUUUCCACCUCCUUGUUAACCAUACUCAGCAUUAUUGUGUUACCAAUCCUUCCAGUGCUGUUAUAUCAGCUCAACUCCUUCCUGGAUAUACUCACAUGACUCCCCUUGGCUGAAUUCUAGUAUCCUUCGCUAGACCUACCAUGGCAAUGUCGACUGGCUCAUAACUGUUUCUCAGUGUACUUUUAACUUAAUUGUUAAAUCUUAACUUCUAAUACACUUUUCCACUCCCCUACAUUUCUCAGUCCUGCUCUCCAAUGGGUCUCCAACCUCUAUCCAUCCUGGUGCUUUACAAAAUGUUUUCCACCUUGCAUACUCCAGAUCAGUCAGCUGACUCUCCUUGCUGCAUAACUCACUGACAUAAUGUUACCUGAAACUGUAAUGCUUUAUUGGUAUUGCUAACUGCUGUUACACAAACUCCAAUACACCCCAAACACUUCUACCUAUAUAUUGUCCUGUUUUAGGCCCCACUUAUCUAUUACCUUUCUCCAAUCUUCAUUGCAUCUUUGUAUUCAAUGCAGUAUAUUAAUAAAACUUGUAUUUUGUUUUACAAAUCAUCUAUCAUCUCAUCCCUUCCUAGACCUGCAACUUUUUUUUUCAGCCUGUAAUUUACCUUCCUCUGAUUCUUCCACAUAUAUCCUACCAUUUGCCAUUACUAUUCAUGGCCACGUCUCCAACUAUUUUGGCUCCACUAUAGAAUCAUCUAAUAAUUACAUCCAAGGGACCACUUAGCAUAUUGUGUCAUUGUGUGUGUUUAAGAACAAUUCAGCGUAUGCACUCUUAUCCAGUAGCUCCAUGAUUUUCACUUCCAGAUAAUUAUCCAAUUCCCCUUUGAUAGCAACAAUUGACUCUGUGUCCACCCUUCAGUGCAUUUCAGAUCCAAACCACAUGCUGCAUGAAACAUUUUUUGCCUCAUCUAGCAUUUGAUUGUUUUGCAAUUCUCACAAAAUUGUGCCAUCUGAUUCUAUACAUUUCUGUCAAUGGAAACCCACUGUUGGCACUCAAGUGCAUUAUAAUUCAGUACAUUUACAGGUACAGUAAUUGCUAAGUGUUGACCUCUUUAGCAUUCUUUCUAUCCCAUUAUUCUUCCGAUCUAUUCAGUUGGAUUAAUGAUUUUGAAAAUGUUUCAAAUCUCUUUUCAACAUUUUCUAACAAAAAUGGCCCUAGUUUCUUCAUUCUAUUCACCCUAUCCUAAUGUGUGAAUGGUGUAAUAUGGUGUCCAAGACCAGUAGAAUAGCCCUGUUGAGGUUGAAUCAGUGUUUUAGAUUAGAUUCCCUACAGUGUGGAAACAGGCCCUUUGGCCCAACCAGUCCACACUGCCCCUUGGAGCAUCCCAGCCAGGCCCAUCCCCAUAACCGACACCCCCCUGAACACCACAGGCAAUUUAGCAUGGCCUAUCCACCGAGCCUGCACAUCUUUGGACUGUGGGAGGAAACUGGAGCACCUGGAGGAAACCCACGCAGACACAGGGAGAAUGUGCAAACUCCACACAGACAGUUGCCUGAGGCUGGAAUUGGGUCCUUGGUGCUGAGCCACCAUGCUGCCCCUUUUAUGAGGGUUCAGCAUGACUUCCUUAUUUUUGUACCUCUAUUUGUAAGGAAAGCCAGAAUAUUUCCUUUAAACUUCGUAAGGUUUUUAUUCCCACUUUAAGUUUCCUCAGAACAUAUUCUUUUGACAAUACAAUCAGCCCGUGGUCUAUUUUUGCUUAUGUUCAUCCUUCUUUAAAUGAAUCAGCUGGAAUAAUUUGUUACAGUUACAUUAUUAUGAAUGCAAGUUCUUGUUGUGUUGUUGACUUCUGCUCGUCCAUUACUCAAACCUGUUUAUGUUUCAUCUUUCAGGCGCCAGUUUAGUUUGUCCAAUCAUGAUCGCUUUAUUGUUAGGACACACUCAAAUGUGUUCAUAAAUUAUGUUAUACAAGAUUGUACAAAGAUGUAAGAGCUUCAAUUUUUUUGUAAUAUGAUGGAAACAGAUUAUGGAUAUUAUGGAAACAUUAAUUAAUUCAUUCUGAUCACACAAACUGACCUUGACAACUGUGCUUCUUGGCAGUUCAGGCCCUGGUGAAACAUUUUGUUCACAUCAGUGAUGAAGUAGCCGGUGGAGUACAAUUUUCAUUGCUAUGUUUUGGCUAGUAGGCUCAGUAACUGACAUUUUGGUGGUUUUGCUGCUGAUUCCUGAGCCUUCCUUACUCAGUAUUUUUUAAUUGAGUUCUUCUCACACAUUUAUCAAAAAAUUUUCUUUAAAUGUGCUCAAUACUCUGAAUGAUAUUUUCUGAUCUAGUUUGAGCAAGAUUCGGAGAAAACCAGUUCAACUCUUACACCUCUGAAAUUAGCACAACUUUGACAUCGUUUUUGGUUUAAUUUGAAGGAUACAGGAUAAUGAAGUUAAUUUGCCUGUGAGAUGAGAUUGUCUUCAUUCUUCAAAUAACAUCCUACACACAUCAGAAAUCCUUCCUAAUCAUCCACUUUGGUGCAGUUCCGAGUUCUUUCUAUAUGUAAAACUGGAAGAUGAUGGUCUUCCACUGAUAUCAUGGCUCACAAAUGUGGCGGAUUGCUGAAGCACAGGAAUUCUCUGGAAGCAGUCAUAACUGGGCAGGUUCCUACAGUGUGACAGGUGUUAACAGUUCUGCAUUAAACUGGAGUUUUGUCUGCUUUGUUUUUAGGGAAUAUGGUUUUCUAUGUAUACAAUAAUAACUGCAAUUUGGACAAACUUAAAGUACAGUGUGUAUUGAUUACUUACUUGAUUCUCAUAUUUGUUUUUCUUAAGAGCAAUUGCAAAAUACAUAGAAAUGAUGGGAAUUCAGUUCAACUUGUUUUUUGAUGCUUCUUGU
Messenger RNA from Stegostoma tigrinum, 6432 nucleotides. RefSeq names its product WD40 repeat domain 95 (gene wdr95). The record is from RefSeq and is a predicted model, not a curated record. Gene Ontology annotation, molecular function: protein binding; calcium ion binding. Lineage: Eukaryota; Metazoa; Chordata; Chondrichthyes; Orectolobiformes; Stegostomatidae. The coding region runs from base 1 to 3426 and encodes 1141 amino acids. The transcript has 31 exons.